This is a messenger RNA of Manduca sexta (tobacco hornworm), 711 nucleotides long. RefSeq names its product alpha-actinin-like protein 1. NCBI's taxonomy places the organism in Eukaryota, Metazoa, Arthropoda, Insecta, Lepidoptera, Sphingidae. The coding region runs from base 307 to 711 and encodes 134 amino acids. Gene Ontology annotation, cellular component: meiotic nuclear membrane microtubule tethering complex; nuclear outer membrane; cytoplasm. Gene Ontology annotation, biological process: nuclear migration. Gene Ontology annotation, molecular function: actin filament binding. The record is from RefSeq and is a predicted model, not a curated record. The transcript has 4 exons.
UUUUAUUUGCAUUUGGAUUUUUAGAUUGAUAACGUUCGUUAUUUUUAAUUGAUAUACGAAUUUCCAUUUUUUCACAUUCAAUUUAAUCAAAUGUUGAUUAUGAUUCAUCGUUUAUUUCUAGUCCUGAUUUACUUACUCAAAUUUUGUUUUGAUCGACAAUUGAAUACCAUCAGUGAUUUGUGUAGUCUACCAUUCCCUUUAACAAAUUCAUCCAAAUUGCAUGACUUAGUUCCGUAGUGGCUUUCUCUACAAUAUAUUUGGUUUUGAUACUAUCGUGUGGUCCAGGUGUUAAAGUAUUUAUGUCCAAUGCUGCUCGGACAGACGUACACGCGUCUGCACGUUUGCGAGAUCAUCAACAACCAGCCGUGUUGUCCGCCACAACAAGUGAAUCGUCACGUAAACGAUCUGUUCGAGGACCUGCGCGAUGGACUCAACCUCAUUUCGCUGCUGGAGGUGCUUUCUGGCGAACACCUCCCGCGCGAAAGAGGUCGUAUGCGUUUCCACAUGCUGCAGAACGUUCAGAUGGCCCUCGACUUCCUCCGCUACAAGAAGAUCAAGUUGGUGAACAUACGCGCCGAGGACAUUGUCGACGGGAACCCUAAGCUGACACUCGGCCUUAUAUGGACCAUCAUUCUGCACUUCCAGAUGGCAUGGCGCAACCCACGCGGUCACGACUCCGUGACGGGCACGAUACAGAUCUCUAGUGUUUGA